GGAGCCAGAGCAGGGUGUGCCUGCAGUCGGACGCGUCUCCGUAUCCGUGUCGUACUUUUACUUCAGGUCCACGGACUACGAGCCGGUGCGUCUCCGCCAGCCCUCACCGCCUCCCCGCCGCGCGUCACCGCCGCUCCGCGGGGAGAGUCCGGGGGUUUCCGUGCGCCGUGGCCGCGAUGACAGGAGCGUUGCUGAGCAACUUUCGGAAGUAAUGCGUGGAUCUCGUGUGUUUUUCCCCUCAGUGUUGUUGUCCCAUCGCAGCGUGGGUGUGCAGCCGUAGACAUGCAGCACGAUGUGGAGCUGCGCGGCUGACGGGCUGCUCCACCACCAGUGCGUCCACCAGUGCGUCCUGGCGCGGCUCUCCAUGGAGGACUGCUGCCGGAGCAGCCGCGCGUCGCACUGCUUUUUACCCUGAGAACCGAGUGACACUUGACCCGAAAUGAGCCGAGAGCUGGACGGGAUCAUCUCGCUGCCGGUGCCGAGCCUCGGGGGGGUGGUGGGGGUCCCCCCCCACGCCGGGGAGCCCGUCCCCGCCGCGGGGACCUUCUGGCAGGACCCGCUGCUCAGCCCCAGCCCCGGGGCCGGCCCCGGCCCCGCGGACGCCGGCCGGCCGGCCAGGACCAGGCCCGUCACCGUGGCGUACGUGGUGAACGGCGAGGCGAGCCAGCAGAGCCACGCCGAGAACAUGGCUCUGCAGUGUCUGCGGGACGCCUGCGACGCCGUGGGCAGCAAGCUGGACACCGUCAACUUCGGCAGGCUGGACUUCGGGGAGACCACGGUGCUGGACCGCUUCUACAACGCAGACAUCGCUGUGGUGGAGAUGACUGACGCCUUCCGCCAGCCCUCGCUCUUCUACCACCUGGGAGUCAGAGAGAGCUUCAGCAUGGCCAACAACAUCAUCCUGUACUGUGACACUAACUCGGACUCCCUCCAGUCCCUUCAGGAGAUCAUUUGCCAGAAGAACACUACUUGCACAGCGAAUUACACCUUCAUCCCGUACAUGGUCACCCCCCACAACAAGGUGUACAGCUGCGAGAGCAGUCUGAUGAAGGGCCUGACGGAGCUGAUGCAGCCCAGCUUUGAGAUGCUGCUCGGGCCCAUCUGCAUGCUGCUGCUGGACCGCUUCAUCCAGCUGCUCAGAGUGUCCCAGGCCAACUCCCACCAAUAUUUCCGUGAGACGAUUCUGAACGAGAUCCGUAAAGCUCGGGAGCUUUACACCGGCACAGAGCUGGCCGCCGAGCUGAGCCGGAUACAGCAGCGGCUGGACAACGUGGAGUGCCUUUCAGUUGACGUGGUGAUCAACCUGCUGCUGACGUACAGGGACAUCCAGGAUUUUGAGUCCAUCGUGAAGCUGGUCGAGACCCUGGAGAAGCUUCCGACCUUUGACCCCAUGGCUCAUCCACACGUGAAGUUCCACUAUGCCUUCGCUCUGAACCGGAGGAACCUGCCUGGUGACCGACAGAAAGCCCUGGACAUAAUGCUGCCCCUGGUGGAGGGGGAGAAGCAGGUGGCGUCGGACAUCUACUGCCUGGUGGGACGCAUCUACAAGGACGUGUUCCUGGAGACACACUUCAGUGACACGCAGAGCCGAGACAGCAGCACACACUGGUUUAAAAAGGGUUUUGAGUCAGAACCAACAUUACACUCCGGGAUCAACUACGCUGUUUUACUUCUGGCAGCCGGACACCAAUUUGACACGUCCUUCGAGCUGCGCAAAGUGGGAGUUAAGCUGAGCAGCCUGCUGGGUAAAAAGGGCAGCCUGGACAAGCUGCAGAGCUACUGGGAUGUGGGCUUCUUCCUGGGCGCCAGCAUACUGGCCUCCGACAACACCAGGGUCACCCUGGCUUCAGAGAAACUCUUCAAGCUCAAAGCCCCCAUCUGGUAUCUGCGCUCAGUCGUGGACAUCAUCAUGAUCUACCAGCACUUUAAGAAGCCCAGCUCGGAGCCUCCGGCCCCCAAACAGGAGCUGGUCGACUUUUGGAUGGACUUCCUGAUGGAGGCCACCAAAAAAGACGUCUCCUCCGUCCGCUUUCCCGUGUUGAUACUGGAGCCUACGAAAGUCUACCAGGCUUCGUAUUUGUCCAUCAACAAAGACGUGGACGACAACAUUGUGUCUAUCUGGCACGUGGCUCCUGAUGACAAGAACAAGGGGAUGCAUGAGUGGAACUUCACCGCCACGUCGGUUCGAGGGGUCAGCAUCUCCAAGUUUGACGAGCGCAGUGCCUUUCUCUACGUCCUCCACAAUGCAGAGGACUUCCAGAUCUAUUUCUGCACCGAGAUGCACUGUAAAAGGUUCUGUGAUCUGGUCAACAGUAUAACGGAGGAGGCGUGGAAAGGGCCGGAGGAGGGAGACUGUGACACCGACGGCUUAGAGUACGACUAUGAGUACGAUGAGCAUGGAGAGAGGGUGAUUCUGGGGAAAGGCACGUUCGGAGUGGUGUACGCAGGACGAGACCUCAGCAACCAGGUCCGACUGGCCAUCAAAGAAAUACCAGAGAGAGACAGCAGGUACUCUCAGCCGCUCCACGAGGAGAUCGCUCUCCACAAGCAUCUAAAGCACAAGAACAUCGUCCAGUACCUGGGCUCCAUCAGCGAAAACGGCUUCAUAAAGAUCUUCAUGGAGCAGGUGCCUGGAGGGAGUCUGUCUGCGCUGCUGAGGUCCAAGUGGGGACCUCUGAAAAACAACGAGUCCACCAUCGGCUUCUACACGCGGCAGAUCCUGGAGGGGCUGAAAUACCUGCACGACAACCAGAUAGCACACAGAGACAUCAAGGGCGACAAUGUCCUCAUCAACACCUACAGCGGCGUCUUGAAGAUAUCAGAUUUUGGCACGUCCAAAAGGCUGGCUGGAAUCAAUCCCUGCACGGAAACGUUCACAGGAACAUUGCAAUACAUGGCUCCUGAAAUUAUAGACAAGGGUCCUCGAGGAUACGGCAAACCCGCUGACAUCUGGUCCCUGGGCUGCACCAUUAUAGAAAUGGCAACUGGUAAACCACCUUUCUAUGAACUGGGAGAACCCCAAGCUGCCAUGUUCAAGGUGGGUAUGUUUAAGAUCCAUCCAGAGAUCCCAGAGUCCAUGUCUCUUGAAGCCAAGGCCUUCAUCCUGCGCUGCUUUGAGCCCGACCCCGACCGGCGGGCCACGGCCCUGGACCUGCUCACGGACGAGUUCCUCACCGUCACCAGCCGCAAGAAGAAGAGCAAGAACAGCUUAACAGCUCUGUCCCCAGGGACAGCAGAGUACCUCCGCAGCAUCUCCCUGCCUGUGCCGGUGGUGGUGGAGGACACCAGCAGCAGCAGCGAGUACGGCUCCGUCUCCCCUGACAACGACCUCAACAUCAACCCCUUCAUCUUCAAGCCCAGCGUCAAGUGCUACAGCGAGAAGGAUGUCAAGGGGCCGCGCUCCCUCUUCCUCAGCAUUCCAGUGGAAAACUUUGAGGACCACAGUGCCCCUCCAUCUCCUGAUGAGAAGGAUUCCGGCUUUUUCAUGCUUCGGAAGGACAGCGAGAGGCGAGCGACCCUGCACCACAUCCUGACGGAGGACCAGGACAAGGUGGUAGCCAAUCUGAAGGAGGCUCUCACACAGGGCUCUGAGGAAAUGAAGCUGAAAGCUCAGCACAUCUCCACCCUCGUAGUGAGUCUGGCCGACUUUGUUCGCAUGGCCGACAGGAAGAUCAUUGCCAACACCCUGUCUCAACUCAAGCUGGAGCUGGACUUUGACAGCACCGCCAUCAGUCAGCUGCAGGUCGUGCUGUUCAGCUUCCAGGAUGCUGUGAACAAAGUCCUGCGAAACCACAACAUCAAGCCUCACUGGAUGUUCGCUCUGGACAACAUCAUCCGUAAAGCCGUGCAGACGGCCAUCACCAUCCUGGUGCCAGAGCUCAGGCCUCACUUCAGCCUGGCCUCGGAGAGCGACCCGGCCGAUCAGGAGGAUGUUGACGACGACGCGGAGCCGCCCCGAAACAGCACCCACCAGAGUCGGACGCCCGCCGUGGCCACUCACGAUGACACGGUGGCCACGUCGGGAGUCAGCACGCUCAGCUCCACCGUCUCCCACGAAUCCCAUAACCCACAGCGCUCGGUGAGCAUGGAGCUGGGCAGGAUGAAGCUGGAGACCAACAGGCUGCUGGAGGAGCUGCUGGAGAAGGAGAGAGAGUAUCAAACCAUCCUGCAACAAGUGCUGGACGAGAGAGAAGAAGAGAUCAGAUUACUGAGGCUACGAUCCGAGCCCGCAGAAGAGACUCUCAAGUCUUCAGACAGCCUGCAGGAACAGAGGAGCCAGCCUGCAGAGAGACACGAAGACCCCGAGCUGACCAGCUGGCUGAGGCUUUACGGUGCCGACCAGGACGCCAUAGACAGGAUACUGAAUGAGGAGUAUACGUUGAACAACAUUCUCCAUGAUGUAACAAGAGAUGAUCUGAAGUGUCUGAGACUGAGAGGUGGGGUCUUGUGUAAACUAUGGAAGGCCAUCACAGACUACAGGCAGAAGCCAGCCUGAGGCCUUAAGUGGAAAAAUAAAUAAAACCACUCGAAGAAGCCAACGACAUCUUCUUUACCUCAGUAUUUAUAGGAACAAGACUUUUAGGAGAACCUGUGUUCACUGUGAGCACAGGGCAGUUUCCCAACCGCAUAAGAAUCUUCUGGAGUGCUUUUUCAUUUUAAAACGAUGACUUUGGAUUUUAGGUCAUUUUGAAAGCCAGAAUUACUACGAAGUGCCACCAGUUUUGUUAUGCCUGAUGGAUAUGUUAAAGAGAGGUGUAAAAUCACAUUUGAUGUGAUCAGAUUUAUUAUUUAAAAAACUAUCACAAAUGGGGAAAAAUAAAGUUUAAUGUCUUUACAAGAUGUAAAUGUUUACAAACCUGGAGACUGAGUUUUCUAAUACGCCUGAGAUACAAACAGACUACAUCCAACAUCAUCUGAACUAAUACUUUUAGCAUAAAAUCUUAUCACUACAUAUUUAAAUGUAUUUUAAUGUUGAUGUUAUUGUAUUCUGAAGGAUGUCAGUGCAUGCCCUUUUUUCAUCCAAACUGGGACUUAUUUAAAUUUUGAUGGGUUUUUGUUUUCCCCACAUUUCCUUUUACGCUGUGAAUCAGCUAUUUUAUUUCUAAGAAUAUUUUUAUGUAAAUAUUGUGUUAUAAAAGUUGAUGUGAAUGAAAUGUGUACUUUAUAGAGGACAUUGCUAAGCACAGAUAAAUUAUCACGUGGAUUGGACCAACUCUAUAUUGAACAUGUGAAAAAGGAAUCACUGUAUUUUCCAAUGUUCCCAAAUCAGAGGAAAUUAUAUUCAGUUGGUAAUUAAUAUUGCAGCAAGAGAUCAUUUGUUUUAUUUUUGAAUCUUAAUUGUGAUCAUUCAGUCAGAUGUAUGUUAUAGUGAAAAAUGCAGAUAAAAGUCACCUUGAUGAGCCUUUUUUUUUAAACAACAUAUUGUCAAAAAUGGGGUAUGUAAUCAUGAGCAGUGUGUCCGUUUUGUUUCAUAUCUAAAAUGAUUGAAGAUUUUUGUGUAAUGUUAAAUAAAUAAAUAUUUUCAUCUUCAAA
Molecule: messenger RNA, 5532 nt
Organism: Cololabis saira (Pacific saury)
Lineage: Eukaryota; Metazoa; Chordata; Actinopteri; Beloniformes; Belonidae
Gene: map3k5
Product: mitogen-activated protein kinase kinase kinase 5
Exons: 30
Coding region: 440-4495 (1351 amino acids)
Biological process (GO): protein phosphorylation; cellular response to stress; MAPK cascade
Molecular function (GO): MAP kinase kinase kinase activity; ATP binding
Source: RefSeq, a predicted model, not a curated record